Molecule: messenger RNA, 378 nt
Organism: Lathyrus sativus (Indian pea)
Lineage: Eukaryota; Viridiplantae; Streptophyta; Magnoliopsida; Fabales; Fabaceae
Source: the annotation of a GenBank genome assembly
AUGCAGAGCACCAUGCAACAUUCUCUCAUCUCAACCUCAUUCCUUCUCCUUGCAAUUACUUUCUACACCACCACCACUUUAGCCCAACUCUCCCCAAUUCAACCUCCAACAACAUCAUCAUCACCACCCUUACGAUCAAUCACAGCAUCACCGCCAGCACCAUCACUGGGACUAAACACAGUUCCACUUGUACCAACACCACCAACUGGUGCACCAUCACCUCUCAUUCUCCGUCCUAAUUCGCCUUCUGAAAACAACACAAUUAAUCAACCAACUCAGCUCACAGCUAGUAUCAUCAUCAUCGGGUUCAGGAGGUUUAACGAUUUUUGCACCAGAAGACAGACAGUGACUUCUCCAAACUCAAAGCAGGAUUCUUAA